Molecule: messenger RNA, 1206 nt
Organism: Capsella rubella
Lineage: Eukaryota; Viridiplantae; Streptophyta; Magnoliopsida; Brassicales; Brassicaceae
Product: serine/arginine-rich SC35-like splicing factor SCL30
Exons: 8
Coding region: 127-954 (275 amino acids)
Molecular function (GO): RNA binding
Source: RefSeq, a predicted model, not a curated record
UAAAAGAAAGCUAAGGGUUCACUUCAUCAGAUCUGUCGUCUUGAACAAUUUUUCCAUUACCAUCUUCUCUUCUUGCUUACUCUCAAGUUACACAAGUGCUCCGUUGCAGGCUUUUGUUUCCGAAACAUGAGGAGAUACAGUCCGCCUUAUUACAGCCCUCCGAGGAGAGGCUAUGGUGGUCGUGGUAGAAGUCCACCUCCUCCUCCUCGACGUGGAUAUGGUGGUGGUGGACGUAAAGGAUCUAGCCAUGGAAGUCUCUUGGUCCGUAACAUUCCUCUUGAUUGCAGACCAGAAGAGCUUCGUGUGCCCUUUGAGAGGUUUGGACCUGUGAGAGAUGUCUAUAUCCCGAGAGACUAUUACUCAGGGGAACCCCGGGGGUUUGCCUUUGUGGAGUUUGUUGAUGCAUACGAUGCUGGGGAAGCUCAAAGAAGCAUGAACAGGAGGAUAUUUGCUGGGAGAGAGAUCACUGUGGUUGUUGCUUCAGAGUCUAGAAAAAGGCCCGAGGAGAUGCGAGUGAAGACUAGGACCCGUAGUAGGGAACCCUCAGGCUCAAGAGGUCGUUCUCAUGGACGGUCUCGUUCACGGUCAAUCUCUCGAUCACGCUCUCCCCGUCGUCCAUCAGACUCUAGAAGCAGAUACCGAUCAAGGUCUUACUCUCCUGCACCAAGACGAAGAGGAGCAGAUUAUUCACCAUCUCCAAGGAGAAGGCAAGAGGAACGUCCACGAUCACCACCAAGAGGUCCACCUCGUGGAGAAGAAGAAGUAAAAUACAGUCGCAGGUCCUACUCCCCUGGCUAUGAAGGUGAUGCUGCUCAAGACCGGGACAGAAAUGGAGACAAUGAGAUUAGAGAGAAACCUGGCUAUGAACCAGAGGAAAGGCGUCGUGGUGGAAGAGCUGUUUCAAGGUCGCCAUCAGGAUCUAGGUCCAGGUCUGUGGAGGCAUCUCCAAGAUGAUACUGAUGUUAAGAAGCCAUCUCUCUCCCUAUCUCAAAGACCAAAGCUUUGUGCAACGUUUUAUGGGUCGUCUUUGUUUCUCUCUAGUAGUGGUCUGCGUGUCUUCAAAAACUUUCUACUCUGGCUUGUUAAAGAUAGUCGUGUCUUGUGAUCUUACUUGAAUCUGUCCUCGGUUUAAUGGGUCUUAUUCUGAAUUUUUGUAUGAAGAUUGGUUAAGGUUUUGAUGUGUGAAUUGAAACGCAAGGAAACCAA